Molecule: messenger RNA, 5815 nt
Organism: Anolis sagrei ordinatus
Lineage: Eukaryota; Metazoa; Chordata; Lepidosauria; Squamata; Anolidae
Gene: ASIC1
Product: acid sensing ion channel subunit 1
Biological process (GO): sodium ion transmembrane transport
Cellular component (GO): plasma membrane
Molecular function (GO): ligand-gated sodium channel activity
Source: RefSeq, a predicted model, not a curated record
AUUAUUAAGCAGGCCUGUCCUGGGCGCCGGGGUCUGAGGUUUGCAUUGCCGUAGGCUGUGUUCUAACGCAUCCCUGACAUCCUCUGCGGCACAGGCCAGCAAAAAGCUGCUCCUUACGGUCUGUCCACAAAGUCACAACUUUUUGGAGCUGAGUACUGAAGAACCAAAGCUUCUGGACCCCAAGAGAUGUUUUAAACUGCAUGCUGGGUUUGGAGAUUUGGUGUCUCGGGAGCUGCCUAGGAAGAUAAACAACUCCAUCCUAUCAUUUUUGAUGGCUCGUUCUAUAACUUCUCUUGGCUGCGCAUCUCUCACAUUCUCUCUUUUCCAGACCCCAUCUUAUGUACUAUUUGGAUCUCUUCACCUUCUGCCUUGCUGCUCCUCUCUUUUUCGCCUGCUUUCUGCAUGCUCUACUACCUCUUUCCAUCUUUCCUCCUCCCCAUCCAACCCCACCCUGCCUUUCUUCUGGCACCAGCCCCAUCUCUGCUCAGCCUUUUCUCAGUCCAUCUCUUUCUGUUCUCUUCUCUCUUGAUUGGUCCACCUGUGAUCUCCAGGACUAGGAAGUCCUUAUGAACUGAGCCAGCUGAACAGGGAGGUCAUUAAAGGGGACCUGGAGAAAGAAAGAUGCCCAUCCAGAUAUUCUGCACAAUCUCCUUCUCUGCAAACAAAGAACAGCACACUGUUGUCAAGUGUGCAACUGGGUCUAAUGGUGAGAAAUUCCACUCUAACCAGCAAGAACCAGAAGUCCUGGAGGAGGAUUAUGAAGAAGAAGAGCUGGAGGAGGGAGAGGAAGAAGAUGCCCCAGACCUGGUGGCCUUUGUCAACAGUUGCACCUUGCAUGGGGCCAACCAUAUCUUCAUAGGAGAGGGCUUUGGGGUGCGCCAGACCCUCUGGGCAGGUGCAUUCCUGAUCUCGCUGUCCAUCUUCCUCUCCCAGGUAGCUGGGCGCAUAUUCUUCUACUUUGAAUAUCACCACAUAACACAACUAGAUGAGAUAGAGAGUUCGCAAAUGGUUUUUCCAGCGGUUACCUUCUGCAACAUCAACCGCAUCCGAGUGUCUCAACUGACCUAUGAUGAUUUGGUGUAUAUUUCACCCCUUGUGGGGUAUGAUGUGGGGGACUACUUGGAAGCAGGAUUCCCCUUAGCCCAGCCCAGCCUUGAGGUCCCUGAGGAGCCUCUCAACCUGUAUAACUUUUAUGACCGCAACAGCCACCAGCUGGAGGACAUGAUGCUGACCUGUAAAUACCGUGGGGAGGCCUGUAGGCCUGAUGACUUUACUGUGGUGUUCACACGCUAUGGAAAGUGCUACACAUUCAACUCAGGUCAGCCUGACAAGCCACCACUCAUCACCAUGAAAGGAGGAACUGGGAAUGGCUUGGAGAUCAUGCUGGAUAUUCAGCAGGAUGAGUAUCUUCCGGUCUGGGGAGAAACAGAUGAGACCUCAUUUGAAGCUGGGAUUAAAGUGCAGAUCCACAGCCAGGAUGAGCCACCCUUCAUUGACCAGCUGGGAUUUGGAGUGGCACCUGGUUUCCAGACGUUUGUGUCCUGCCAGGAGCAACGGCUCCUCUACCUUCCUCCUCCCUGGGGCCAAUGCAAGUCAGUGACAAUGGAAUCGGAUUUCUAUGAUACCUACAGCAUUACAGCUUGUCGCAUCGACUGUGAAACUCGAUACUUGGUAGAGAACUGCAACUGUCGCAUGGUGCACAUGCCUGGUGACGCUCCCUAUUGCACCCCUGAACAGUACAAGGAGUGUGCGGAUCCAGCCCUUGACUUUUUGGUGGAGAGGGACAGUGAAUACUGCGUAUGUGAGAUGCCUUGCAACGUCACCCGCUAUGGCAAGGAGCUCUCCAUGGUCAAGAUCCCCAGCAAGGCAUCCGCCAAAUAUCUGGCCAAGAAAUAUAACAAGAGUGAACAAUACAUUGGGGAGAACAUCCUGGUGUUGGACAUUUUCUUUGAAGCUCUGAACUAUGAGACCAUUGAGCAGAAGAAAGCGUACGAAGUGGCUGGACUUCUGGGUGACAUUGGGGGACAGAUGGGGCUGUUCAUUGGAGCCAGUAUAUUAACUGUGCUUGAGCUAUUUGACUAUGCUUAUGAGGUGAUAAAGUUCCGCCUCUGUCGCCGCGGCAAGUGCCAGAAAAAACACAAUGGAAACAACAGUGACAAAGGUGUAACCCUGAGCCUGGAUGACGUGAAGCGCCAUAAUCCAUGCGAGAACAUCAGAGGCCACCCAGCAGGCAUGACGUACGCAGCCAACAUCCUACCUCACCACCCGGCCCGGGGGACCUUCGAGGACUUUACCUGCUAAUUGACAACUGGAUGUACAACUAACACUACCAAAGGGAAGGGCCCAUGCUGAGCAGCCCUGGCCCAGCCCAGCCCACGAACCUGCCAACUGACUUACCAGGGCUCCUAUCUCAGACUCCCAGGAGAGGCAGCUGAAUCCAGCCCCUCCUCAACCCCCACCACCCCAGGCCGAGACAGUGAUACGCACAUGGACAGAAAUGGCAGUCUGGGCUGCCAGGCCCACUCCAGGCUUCUGCUCCUGUCCCACUGAUGCCCUUGGACUCACAACUCAACAGAAAAGCUGCCAGGAGAACCGUCUCAAAUGUCAAGUGGGCGUGAGGGCAUUGCCUUCUUCAAUCUCCACACACACACAGAAAUCUUGACUGUCAAUUUGUCCCUCCUUCUGUCUCCAUCCUGCUCCAUGCCCAUAGCAAGCCUUGUGUGGGGAUGGCCAUUGUGUGCAAAGGCCUCUCUCUUUUAAUCUUGAUGCCAAGAAGUACCUACAGGAGGACUAGCCAGGAUGCUCACCAUGUUGUUCCAUUGUAUGGAAUUGACUCAACCUGUCCAAAGGAGGUGCUGCAUAUUCCCUUGCCCUCUCCGUCCCUUUGCCCCAUCCACCCACCGUCUGGCGACCCCUUCCUGUCUUCUGUGGGAGGCCAUGCUAAGGUUUCCCCUGUAGCAAGAAUGUGACUGAAUUGUAAGGGUGGUUUAAGUAGGGCAGGUUAUCAUCUGCUUGUCUCAUCCAACUAGCAGUUUCUCAUUUGGUUCAGUCUGGACUCUACUCUGGGUGUGAGUCUUGUCUGUCUCAUCCACACCAUCCCUUUAAACAUCCUGUCCCCUAUCAUGAGAAAGGCUGACAAAUGACUGGUGGGUGAGCUGUUCCCAAAUUUAACAUAUCAGCAUUAUAACGCUCUUUGGACUCCCCCACCCCCUACCCGUUGUGCAUGUUCUUAGAAGUUAUGGUCAACAUUAUCAAGUAUUAUGGUUUCUAGAGAAGUCUGCCAUUUUUCUGAAUCCUCAGUGGGACACACCCCCAGAUUUUGUUCAAAGAAGUCUGGCUUCUAGGUUCUGCAUCAACUGAGAAGAGAACAAAGUAGCCUGCUCUACAUUUCAGCUUGCGUUUCCUCUUCACAGUGGCAUGGCAACCUUUAGUUCACUUCUGCAGGCAGAAACAAGACACCUUUAUUCCUCCAGAUGUGCAAAUGCAUAGGGACAUCAUACCAUAUCAGUUUCUGCCAGCUGGCCUCAGUAUAUGGCUCUUAAAAGAACAGUGGGAUCCUAUAGGAAAGUGUCAAGGGCAGUUCUGCUUUAUAGUAAUACAGAAAAUGUGUUAUCCUCUCAUUCAUAUAGGCAGCCAAGAACCUGUCCUUCCCUUCAUCUGAGUUUUUUGAUGACCAUAAACUACCAACUGUCAGGGGGAAAUGACAGAGGGUCUCCAGGCCAAGCUCAAGCCAACAAUGUGAAACAUUCUGCUAUUACGCAUUGCCACCAGACACCAAAAUAAAGAACAGCUCAGGGAAGUGUCUGUCUUGCAAAUUUUUGAAAGACAGGCCUUCUGGUUUCACUCUGAGGAAAUCCAAAAGUCCUGUUUUGCAACACCCAUGUUACAACCUCAAAUUUGCUUUGGAGCCAAUCAUUGCAUUAAAUGUUAAUUCACAACAGAGAGCUUCCUUUGGAAUGGGACUUUCACCAGUCAGGUUGAGGGUUGAGUUAAGGCAAAGUUAAGGCAGAGUGUUCUGAGUUUUGUUUUAUAGCACUUGUUUCCACCCCGGCUUAAGUCUACUAUCCACAGCUCCAGCCUGGGCGAGACAAAGAAGAUGGGUUGAUGGUGAUAGCUAUGAUAACAUCAAGGAAGUGAACUCUCUACAAAAGUGGCUGACUUCACCUACUCACUCUCACUCCUGAAUAAGCAGUAUUUGAAUCACUGAGAUUAUACAGCGGAAGUAUUCUAGCCACACAAUCAGAUCAAAGGAGUAACCCCACCUCCUUCAUGGGAGAAGGUUUGCUCAGAUUUCUUUUAAUUAAAUGAACAUGACUUGAUCUUGCUGUGUUCUGAGAGGUGAUAGAUAUGUUGUGUCCCUCAGGAUAUGACAUAUGUCUACAGCUGGGUAAGGAUGGGGAUCAAGGGGAGCUUUAGUGGCCAGGACCAGAUCCACUUCAGACCAACUUUCAUGGUUGUUAGUAACAGAGAAUGAUGUAACAGAGAAUUAAAACCUCACAACCUCUAAGGAUGCUUGCCACAGAUGCAGGCGCAACAUCAGGAGAGAAUGCUUCUAGAACAUGGCCAUACAGCCCGAAAAACCUACAACAACAUAGAGAAUUAUGUGCUGUCUUGUUACUAUUUUGAUAGCUCAGAUGGAGUUGGUUCACGCUCUCAGCAGAUUAAAUCAGUAGAUUGACUCAAAUUAUAAUGUGGUCCAUCUGAGGGAAUGAAAGAAUUAUAGUUGAGUCUGGAUGAUCUUGGUGGAUCUGUGGUGGACUAGUUUAUUUUCAGACCUGCCAAAUGGCAGAGGAUGUGGGCCAAGUGCUCUUUCUAUGCCUUAGGAGUCUAUGAGUAUUGGGAGGAAAAAGCAAGCUAUACGCAUCCCCCAAGAAUCAAUUAAGGGCUGAAGAAGAAGUCCCAAGGGGUGUCCUUCACCCCAGGCCUUGAAACGGUCCCUUAGACCCAUCAGCCUGAUGAGUUUUUAAUGCCCAUGGGCAAGUUGCCAGAUGGGUCUUCCCUAAAGCCAACUAUUUGAAGAGAUUGGGUUCCCUUCCAGCCUGGGCCAUCGAGCAUCUAGUGCCUGCCCCAUUCUCUGUCCCAGUUCAGCCUCUUCUCCCAACAUUAUGUUCGACAUGCUGCAUGCGCAGCAUCCAAGGCCAAAGUUCUCCUUAUCUUUAAGAGCUUUUUAAAUAAAAUCUUGCCAUUUUAAAGAGCUUUAUUUUAUUUUGAUCCUUAUUGGUCUGGAUUUUUUUUCUAUAGUUUGUGUUUAACCUCCUGAAUAUAACCAGGCCCUAAUUUCCCAAAGAUGUUGCAGUUCUGCCAUGGCCAGAAUUUUUUGCCAAGGACCUUUCUAGGAGGUUCUUGACUUUGAAGGUCCCCGUCCCCUCAUUUUUCUUUCAUUUCUUUCUAUUGUCUUUAUUUUUCUGCUUGAAAGCUUUUGAAGAUAGGGCUCAAACUUGACCUUUCCCCCAUUUGUUUGUCCAUUUUUACUAUUUCAUGCUCAUUUUGUAUUUCUUAUAUAUAAAAUAUAUGAUAUAUAUUAUUAUAUAUAUGUACAUAUAUAUAUAGAUAUAUACAUACCCACAUCUCUAUAUGCACCAUGCCAAUGUAUAUAACCAUCUAGUAGACUCAAAAGCCUUGAUAUUGUGCCAUUAUAAUUUUUUUUCCAACUACCAAUCUCUGAAUGCCUUCAAGUGUAUAAAGUGUUGAAUUCUCUCUGGUAUCUGUACUAUGUACACAUUUUCAUAGGAAGCACAAGAAGAUGACAAAUGCAUUGUAUAUCAAAACUUGCUCCUCUUAACAAUGAUAUAAAGGAUGAUCUCAACCAUGGAGA